Messenger RNA from Phodopus roborovskii (desert hamster), 2642 nucleotides. It is a transcript of the gene Wfikkn2, whose product is annotated as WAP, follistatin/kazal, immunoglobulin, kunitz and netrin domain containing 2. Gene Ontology annotation, cellular component: extracellular region. Gene Ontology annotation, biological process: negative regulation of transforming growth factor beta receptor signaling pathway. Lineage: Eukaryota; Metazoa; Chordata; Mammalia; Rodentia; Cricetidae. Gene Ontology annotation, molecular function: transforming growth factor beta binding; serine-type endopeptidase inhibitor activity; receptor antagonist activity. The transcript is spliced from 2 exons. The coding region runs from base 766 to 2481 and encodes 571 amino acids. The record is from RefSeq and is a predicted model, not a curated record.
UACACAGCACAGCGCUGGCUGCUUGGGCCCGCCCUUGAAUGGCCGUGAACUUGUUUUUCCACGUCAUUUGCUCUCAGAUGUACUAUCGAGCCGCGGCGACGCUAACACAGCGGCUCAGGUCCCUCCUUGUAACAAGCGAUUGUGUGUUCUUUAGAGGUGGCUGAGGGGAGGAGGGGGCCUGGCCCUAAGGAGGUGGGGAAAGGGAAACAAACCUGCCUCACAGUGAGCGUGCGUGUCCUGGGGCCAGCUCCCCCCAAAGCACAUGCCAUUUCUGUCCCUGGAAGGGGUUAAAGGCCUCCUGGAGUCAAGAACAAGCAGGUGUCCCACCGUGCCAGAGACCGCUGCCUAAACUGCUUCCAGCUUUUCCCCCCUUCUGCAAUACGUCUGUGAUCAGCCACGGGACAGAGGCGCCAGCAGCCUGCCUCUGACCGACAUCAGGUUAGCUCGCUCCCACUCGGGUACUGCGCCCAGGAUAUAAAUCCAGGCUCGAGCCCCUGCUGUGUUCCUCUCCCUGCGCACCCCGGAGUUGGGGCGGGGGGAAGGAGUUUCCUUCCAAAGACCUUUCUUUUAUGUGAAGUCUCACAGCCCAGCAGGCUGCACUUGGUGGAGGCAGUCACAGCAGCCGAAGCCAGCCAGCAGCCUCUGCAAGGAGACUUGCUGGGGUGAAGAGGGCAGGUGUUGCCAGCCCUGGAGAAGAAGGGCCCUGGUGGGCCUCAGCCCUUGGUGUCAGCACAGGGAAGCCCUCUGGCCACUGCAGACGGCACCAUGUGGGCCCCGGGGUGUAAUCGGUUCUGGUUUCACUGGGGGCUGCUGUUGCUGCUGCUCCUGGGGGCACCCCUUCGAGGCCUAACACUGCCACCCAUCCGAUAUUCCCAUGCGGGCAUCUGCCCCAACGACAUGAACCCCAACCUUUGGGUGGAUGCCCAGAGCACCUGCAAGCGAGAGUGUGAAACCGACCAGGAAUGUGAGACCUAUGAGAAGUGCUGCCCCAAUGUGUGUGGGACCAAGAGCUGUGUGGCAGCCCGAUACAUGGAUGUGAAAGGGAAGAAGGGCCCUGUGGGCAUGCCCAAGGAGGCCACGUGUGACCACUUCAUGUGCCUACAGCAGGGCUCUGAGUGUGACAUCUGGGAUGGACAGCCUGUGUGUAAGUGCAAAGACCGCUGUGAGAAGGAGCCCAGCUUCACCUGUGCCUCUGACGGCCUCACCUAUUACAACCGCUGCUACAUGGAUGCCGAAGCCUGCUCCAAGGGCAUCUCCCUGGCUGUGGUCACCUGCCGCUAUCAUUUUACCUGGCCCAACACUAGCCCGCCACCGCCCGAGACCACCGUGCAUCCUACCACGGCCUCUCCGGAGACUCUGGGGUUGGACUUGGCAGCCCCGGCCCUGCUCAACCAUCCUGUCCAUCAGUCAGUCACCGUGGGUGAGACCGUGAGUUUCCUCUGUGAUGUGGUAGGCCGGCCCCGGCCCGAGCUCACUUGGGAGAAACAACUGGAAGAUCGAGAGAAUGUGGUCAUGAGGCCCAACCAUGUACGUGGUAACGUGGUGGUCACCAACAUUGCCCAGCUGGUCAUCUACAAUGCCCAGCCCCAAGAUGCUGGCAUAUACACUUGUACAGCCCAGAAUGCUGCUGGAGUCCUCAGGGCUGACUUCCCAUUGUCAGUUGUCAGGGGAGGUCAGGCAAGGGUCACCUCAGAGAGCAAUCUCAAUGGCACGGCCUUCCCAGCUACUGAGUGCCUGAAGCCCCCAGACAGUGAGGACUGUGGAGAGGAGCAGACACGCUGGCACUUCGAUGCCCAGGCUAACAAUUGCCUCACUUUUACCUUUGGCCACUGUCAUCGCAAUCUCAACCACUUUGAGACCUAUGAGGCUUGCAUGCUGGCUUGUAUGAGUGAGCCACUGGCCACAUGCAGCCUGCCUGCCCUGCAGGGGCCCUGCAAAGCCUAUGUGCCACGCUGGGCCUACAACAGCCAGACAGGCUUAUGCCAGUCCUUCAUCUACGGAGGCUGUGAGGGCAAUGGCAACAACUUUGAAAGCCGAGAGGCCUGUGAGGAGUCAUGUCCCUUCCCACGGGGCAACCAGCACUGUCCAGCCUGCAAGCCACGGCAGAAACUUGUCACCAGCUUCUGUCGAAGUGACUUUGUCAUCCUGGGCAGGGUCUCUGAGCUGACUGAGGAGCCUGACUCAGGCCGUGCUCUGGUGACAGUGGAUGAGGUCCUAAAAGAUGAGAAGAUGGGCCUCAAGUUCCUGGGCCGGGAGCCUCUGGAAGUCACUCUGCUUCAGGUGGACUGGGCCUGCCCUUGCCCCAAUGUGACAGUGGGCGAGACACCGCUCAUUAUCAUGGGGGAGGUGGAGGGUGGCAUGGCCAUGCUAAGACCUGACAGUUUCGUGGGCGCAUCGAGCACACGGCGGGUCAGGAAGCUUCGUGAGGUCAUGCACAAGAAAACCUGCGAUGUCCUCAAGGACUUCCUGGGCUUGCGCUGAAGCUGGCCCAUCUACCCUGACCCUCCUCCACCCACCCACCCCCCUGCCCUCAGUCAGCCAACUGGGCAAGAUCAGAUUAGGCAGCCUCAGCCAGUGGAGAGGCAUCAGCUAACAUGUGGGAAGAAAGUCACCAUAGGUCUGAAAACAAUCUCUUGUCUUUG